This is a messenger RNA of Tinamus guttatus (white-throated tinamou), 1730 nucleotides long. Lineage: Eukaryota; Metazoa; Chordata; Aves; Tinamiformes; Tinamidae. The record is from RefSeq and is a predicted model, not a curated record.
GAAAAGCAGAGAUUUCUGACAGAUGUCCUGCAUGAAGUGAUGUUGCUGGAUGGCUUGGCCAGUUCACAUCCAGUGUCCCAGGAGGUGCAGCAAGCCACAGACAUUGACAGGGUGUUUGACUGGAUCGCCUAUAAAAAGGGUGCAGCUUUAAUUAGAAUGUUGGCUAAUUUUAUGGGUCACUCCGUUUUUCAAAUGGGCUUGCAAGACUAUUUAACCAUUCACAAGUAUGGAAAUGCAGCCAGAAAUGAUCUCUGGAACACAUUGUCAAAGGCUUUAAAAAAGGUUGGAAAAUUUGUAAAUAUACAAGAAGUAAUGGAUCAGUGGACACUGCAGAUGGGUUAUCCUGUUAUUACAAUCUUGGGAAAUGAAACUACAGACAAUAUCGUAGUAAUCUCCCAAGAACGUUUUGUUUAUAACAGAGAUGCUAAACUCAAGGAUCCUGACUUUGGAGACAACAGCUACUUGUGGCAGAUUCCAUUAACAAUUGCAGUAGGAAACACGAGCCACAUCUCAUCAGAGGCAAUUAUAUGGGUGUCUAACAAAUCAGAACACCACAGAAUUCCUGCUUUGGAAGAAGCAAGUUGGUUGCUGGGAAACAUCAACCAGACUGGCUACUUUAGAGUUAAUUAUGAUAUUAGAAAUUGGAGGCUCUUAAUUAAUCAGCUAACAAGGAACCACGAGGUUAUCUCUGUCAGUAAUCGAGCAGGCUUGAUCGAUGAUGCAUUCAAUCUAGCCAGAGCUGGUUAUUUGCCUCAGAAUAUUCCUUUGGAAAUCAUCAGAUACCUUUCUGAAGAGAAGGAUUUUCUGCCUUGGCAUGCUGCCAGCCGAGCUCUUUAUCCUCUAGACAAAUUGCUGGACCGCACAGAAAACUACAACAUCUUCAAUGAGUAUAUUUUAAGGCAAGUUGCAUCAAUGUAUCUGAAGCUUGGAUGGCCAACGAAUAAUUUAAACAAGUCUCUUGUUCAAGCAUCCUACCAACAUGAAGAAUUGCGUCGUGAAGUCAUCAUGUUGGCUUGCAGCUUUGGUAACAAACACUGUCACCAGCAGGCUGCAACAUUAAUCUCUGACUGGAUAUCUAGCAAUAGAAACCGAAUCCCACUUAAUGUCAGAGACAUUGUCUACUGUACAGGAGUUUCACUGAUGGAUGAAGAUGUAUGGGAGUUCAUUUGGAUGAAAUUUCAUUCUAUCACAGCGGUGUCUGAAAAGAAAAUAUUAUUAGAAGCCUUAACUUGCAGCGAUGACAGAAAUUUGCUUAACAGGCUUUUGAAUUUAUCCCUCAACUCAGAAGUUGUCCUGGAUCAGGAUGCAAUUGAUGUGAUAAUCCAUGUAGCUCGAAAUCCACAUGGAAGGGAUCUUGCUUGGAAGUUUUUCAGAGAAAAAUGGAAAAUAUUAAAUGCCAGAUAUGGAGAAGCACUGUUUAUGAAUUCCAAGCUUAUCAGUGGGGUCACGGAAUUCCUUAACACUGAAGAAGAACUAAUGGAGCUAAAGAACUUUAUAAAGACUUAUGAAGAGGGAGCUGCUGCCUCUUUCUCUCGGGCUGUGGAAACAGUGGAAGCCAAUGUGCGAUGGCAAAGGCUUUAUAAGGAAGAAUUAUUCCAGUGGCUAAGAAAAUCCGUGACACACUAAACUGUCUUUCCAACUGACCAUUGGACAUGAAGUUCUGCAAGAGGAAAAGGAGAAAUUUUAGGGAUGCUUGACAUUAAAUUCAUGAAGACAAAUAAGAUUGCAGG